Molecule: messenger RNA, 4187 nt
Organism: Gaeumannomyces tritici R3-111a-1
Lineage: Eukaryota; Fungi; Ascomycota; Sordariomycetes; Magnaporthales; Magnaporthaceae
Exons: 1
Coding region: 75-4091 (1338 amino acids)
Biological process (GO): double-strand break repair
Molecular function (GO): ATP hydrolysis activity
Source: RefSeq, a predicted model, not a curated record
GAUAAAUGACGUGCAGAAUCGUGUGGCGUCCAGUUUCCUGACGAACAAGAUGGGACGAGUGCAGCACGCACUCAAUGCCCAGCGGUUUCGCUAUGCCUUCGCAUGCGGCGAAAAUCGCCCGCUGGCUGCUCUGCAGCGAUAUCCAUUUCAGACACAAGGACCUCGACCGCGUGCGGGUCACGGCGGACUGGAUCGUGGCCAAGGCUGAGCAGCACCAGGUGCAGCGCGCCGUGAUCUGCGGCGAUCUGCUGACAAGCCGGACGAUGCAGCCAACGCACGUAUUGUCGGCCUGCUAUCGCUUUAUUGGCAAUCUUAGCGACGCGGUGCCCCACGUCAAUAUCUUGCUCGGCAACCAUGACCUGGCCUACCGUAGGGACUACCACACCACCGCCCUCGACGCGCACCGCAUGCGGCGGCUAUCUCCCUUCAUCUCCCUACAUAGCAAUAUCGAACGCCAUGUCUGGGAUGGCCGGCGCGUGUUGCUUCUGCCCUUCCGCGAGGAGCAGGACGAGCUUACUGCCGCCGUGGACGCGCUGGAUCCGACGGAGGCGGGGGAGACUGUGGCUUUUGCCCAUCUGGCCAUCCACAAGGCCAUUCUGCAGCGGCAUAUCGUGCGAAGCACUCCCGAAACUACGCCCUCAUAUCCCGCCAGGUACCGAGGACUAACUGGCCCAGGCCGCUUCGCUUCGCUGGCGCGGACAUUUACUGGCCAUUUCCACAGCCACCAGAUUAUUCGCCAACCACAGCAAGCUGCCAGCGCGGACCCUCUCCAGGGCAGCUUAAUGUAUCUCGGCUCGCCACUGCAGAUGAGCUGGGCUGAUUUGAAUGACGAGCAGCGAGGUGUUGUUCUGCUAGAUCCCAGCACCCUCGCAUGCGAAAUGCUAGUCAACCCAUAUGCCCCAGUGUACGCUACUAUCGAUGUGAAGGACGCCCUUGGUGGUACUGCCAGUAUGGAGGUCGUGACAGGGAAGCACGUCAUGCUCCUCGGCGAGAUGUCCCGCUUCAAAUACGCCACCGCCCGCGAUAACUUGCUCACCCUUGGCGCGCGCAGUGUGCGAGACUGGAGUCCCAUGGGCCCGGUCAAUGGUGGCAAUCGAGCGUCCGGCGGUUUGGGCGCAUCCAUACCAGAGAGCGAUGCGGCCAUUCAAGAACUGGAACAGCCAGCCGAGGACUUGGUCGCAAGAGAUACAGAGAGCGGCGUGCCGGCCCCAUCGCCAACAGAGAUAGCAGAACCCACUCAACAACUUGAUCUUGGUGCUGAAGUGGGGGAAUACAUCGAUUCCAUAUCCUUGGAUCCAUCCCUCGAGCCAAGGCGAAAGCAGCUGACCCAAACCGGCCAACGUCUCAUCCAUGCCUCGAGCGCCGUCACAGACGAGGACGUCGAACUGGAAUUGGACCUUCGCGACUUCCUGGGGCCAGGGGACAAGUCCAAACCUGUGAGACUGCCGGAAUCGGAGGCGCUGGCAAGACCUUCUGCCAAUGUUUUUGUUGCAGAGCCCCAGUCUCUCGUCAUCAAAAACUUCCUGGGUGUGCAAGGGGUCCUCACCGUCGACUUCAAGCGAGAUUUGCCGCGAGGGCUGAUCUUUCUGGUGGGCGCAAAUGGUUCUGGCAAAAGCACUAUCGUCGAGGCCAUGGUUUGGUGCCAGUUUGGGAAGUGCAUCCGAAGUAGCUUGGGAGCCAACGAUGUCGUCAACGACACGGCGGGCAAGGACUGCUCCGUCAGUUUGUCAUUCUCCAACGGCUACACGAUCACACGGUACCGCAAGGACAAGUCGUUCAAAAACGAUGUGGUGGUGUCUCUGUAUGGCGAGCCAAUGUGGCAGAUGCAGCACCCCGAUGCGCGCACGACCCAAGCGGCCAUCGAUGAGCUGCUCGGGAUCGACUGCGACACAUAUGUCAGGUCUGUCGUUUUAGGCCACGAGAGUGCAACAAGCUUCCUGAACGCGACUCCCACACAACGACGAGACAUUAUCGAGCAAUCCCUGGGCCUAUCCACACUGGAGCGCUGUGCACAAAUGUCAAGGCUUAUCCUGAAGGAGCUCGACCGGCAGAUGGGCGACAUUCAGAUAAAGCUUGUGGGUGUCGCCAAUGUCAAGGACUCCAACAAACGCGAGCUGGGAAAUUUGGAGCAGUCACAAAAGGCACUUACUCUAGAGGUGGAGAGCGUCGCCCAGGCAUUGAGUGCUGCGGCACAGCGGCAUGCCGUGAUUUUCGCAAAGGUCAUGCAGCAAAAAGCCGACACAGCUGCAUUCACCAAGCUGAUGGAGUCCAGCCGGAGUGGGCUGAAGCAUCUGGAGCUGUCACGGGAGGAGCUCGCAUCGGAGGCAGGGAAAGUGACCAAGGCAUUGAAUGCGGCGAUUCAGCGACACGCCCUGGCCCUUAAGCGCGCAGAAGAGGACGGCGGAGCAGAGAUUCGAGCCUUGGCUCCAUACAUCGCAGAAGUUGACGGGCGGAUUGCCGCCGCCUCCCAGAACUCGCAGCACUUGUUCAAAGAGUCCAAUUUGGCCGAGCUUUGCAUUGCCUUCCAUGCUGAAAUGUCGACGUCGCUGUCCCGCCUUUCUUCGGCCAAGGAGGGCCUGGAACAGCUCCAGGACCUGUACCGUCAUCUGUCGAGCCAGAAAGCAGCUAGGCCGAAACCUUGGUGGGAACGAGAGGAGCAGCGCUGUCUGCACAAGCUCGACGUCUUAUUGUCGACGCGCCCAGUUGGCUUGCCGAAGAUCAUGUCUUCCGCGACCAGCUUAUUCCUCCACCUCCAACUGCAUGCUCUUCGAGCGUGGGCCGCUUUUGCCACCUUCCUUCAAAAGGAUGAUGGACGCCAGGAGCUCGAAGCUGCCGUGACCGCUGUCGGCUCAAACGUAAAGCAUGCUGCCAACAAUGUUUUGGAGCUCCAGUUUAACGCCGACACGGCUCCCGUCGCCGACAGAGUGGCGACUUCCCGUCGCAUCGACAGGGAAGAGGUGGAGCGGGCAGCCACAAUGCCGUUGGAAACCGCCAGGACAGCAAACGAACGUCUUGACCGGGCCAUCCAGACGAAAGAGAAGCUGCGGCGGGAGCGGGAAGUGCUACUCGCUCGCGUGAGGGAACAGGAGCAGAGGCUACAGCGCGAGCGCGAGGCGCUGAUUGCUCAGGCCAGAGAAGAGGAACAGCGACUGCAACGUCAGCAUGAGGCACUGCUUGCCCGGGUUAUGGAGCAGGGAGAGAAGCUUCGGCGCCAGCGAGAGGCAUUGCUCGAUCAGGAGAAGGAACACGAACAAAAGAUUCAGCGUCAGCAACAGGCAUUGGAUGCUCAGGUUAGGGAAAUGGAGCAACUGCAGGCAAAAGUGGAAGGCAAGAAGAGGGAGGCGGCAAUCUAUCAGGGCCUCGCUGAGGAAAAGAAGGCGACUAUUAGCUCGCUUCAAACGCAAGACAAAGAGCUUGGGGCGGAGCUCGCGCAGCUGGUAUCUACGCACGAGCUCUUCGCCUUUUGGACUUCAGCCUUCGCCAAGCGGACGCGUCGAAUCUCAACAGCCGCCGGGUCGAGCAAAGCGAUCACGACCUUUCGCGAGCACGUGCUCAACCAGUCACUCGCCGAGCUCAACGCGCUUCUGCCCCAGAUCCUGGCCGUCCUCUACAACGAAACACGCCACAUGAACGCCCUAGCCACGGGCAUUCUCGGCGUCCUGUUUGAGAAAGACGGCAGCGGCGAGCCCCUGGAUGCAGCAAACACGGCAACGCCGAUGCUCGACAACACCCUUGCCGUGAACCCUGCCCUCGCGUAUGGCAAGCGGUCCAGCGGCGAGCGAAAGCGCAUGGACCUUGCCGUUUUCUUUGCGCUGCUCCAGGUGCGCCACGCCCGCAGCUUCCAUCGCGCCCACUACCUGCUGGUUGACGAGGUGUUCGACAGCCUCGACGAGGCGGGCCAGGCUGCCGUCGUACGCUGGUGCGCCUAUGCCGCCCGCCGAGUCGCCGGGCGGAUCAUCGUUAUCACACAUUCCCGUGUCCUGAUUGACCAGGCCGACCACUAUCUCAAGGAGGGGGAGUUGGGCUCGGUUGUAACAAUUCGCGCGGAUAUGAAGGAAAGCGGAACGGCGCUGACUUUUGGCACCGAGUAAUUGAAUAUUGCUUAGUAAUAAUUACAACCUCUCCCCCAUUUACUUGUCCACCCACUGGGGCAUUGUCGCUGUGCCGCCACGCUCACCACUAAAAAG